GGUAAUGCAACCCGUGUAGCCAUCAAAUCAUCCUCUUUUGACAGCUUUGAAACGUCAAUGAGGGACUAAAGCUAUGUAGGGAUGCAGCUGGACAGUUCGUCUUGCACCAGCAGGGGUGAACUUAGAGAAAGCCCUAAAUCGGCGGUGGAAACUUACCAUUAAAUACUCCGGUGGACCAGGGGGGGUUUUCUUUUUUUUUUUUUCUUCUGAAAGCCCAGAGACCAAGCUGUUGCGUUAUGGACCCCAGCAAGUCUCCGAGCGCUCCUCCACAGGAAUAUGCUGCUGAGAAGUCCUACACGGGCCAAGUGCCCCCUCCGGCCUACCAUGACAACCCGGGGUACCCUCAGUUUGGCCCGGGCUACCCGCCACAUCCGCAGGGCUUUGGACCUCCACCACCUUAUGGGCUUGCAGAAUAUGGCCAACAGCCGUAUCCAAUGGGUCAUCAGUACCCAGCACAGCAGGCCGCCGUCACUGACCAGCCUACAAUGUACGUGACUCGAGGCCCGCUGGCCGAACCAGUCAACGACUACUUGUGUUACUCCAUCUUCACCAUGCUGUGCUGCUUCCUGCCACUUGGAAUUGCUGCCCUCAUCUACUCCAUCUUCGCCCGUGAAGCCAACCACUCUGGGGACCAGAUAACAGCAGAGCGGUGCAGCAGGAUCGCCAGGACACUGAACCACGUGGCCCUGGGACUCGGUAUUGGGGCCUUGGUCCUCUUCAUUGUCUAUGCAGUGGUUUUGGUGGCUGUCAGUUCCUAAUAAUCUGUUUCAGCAUCUUUCCUAUAUCUCUAGUCCCCAUACUCUGCAUCAGGUAAUCAGACCACGUCAGGAACAUUACUGGCCAUCGACAACCAUUUUCAUUGGAAAUGUGUAACCCCGAAGACACCUGAAUGGCUAAAAGACCUUUAAAAAGUUAUUGAUAUUAUUUUCAAAAGUAGUUGGCCACUAAUUGUAAAGAGAGUGCAGCAGGCCUUUACAUGUAGUCCAUUACUCUCCAACACUGGAGAGAGUAAUCACUACAACUUUCCAAAGAUUCAUGUUUCAUCAACAUUUUUUGUUUGUGAUUUGCUUCUUAUGUUAUCAUACAUCAAAAAUCGACAUUUUUUUUAAUGUAAAAUAUUUUUCAACUUUGAUGCCUUAAGAGUUCAGCCUCCUUUCAGUGUUGCUUCACCACACACGCAGACUUCAAGUAUUAUCCAAAAAGAGUUUUACAAUUUGUAUUCAAAUAACAAAUGAUUGUCAGUUCUGCCAUUUAAAGUGAUUUGUCUGAUUGCACGAUGGGAGAAAUACUGCUGCCCCCACAGCAGAAUUGUUGGCUGUAAAUAUGCACUAACACUCUAACCCUCCUAAAAGUAUGCUAACAUAGAAUUGCAUUUUAAAAAAACUAACUAAGUUAUGCUUCAAAAAUACUCAGCGAAGGAGAGAUUUGGCUUUGUGAAGCUUGUGCUGAACAAGUAAAAAAAAAAGACAAAGAGUGAGCCUGCCUGUCAUUAAAGGGUCUCUGAUCUGAGAGUGCACACUACAGAGGGAAGGCCUCUUCUUUAUUCCAGCUGAACAGGAGUGCACAGCUUCUCACAAAAUCAGCAGAAAAUUAGCAACAGUGGAGCCAAUAUGGCUGACACAGCCAGUUGCUCACCCAGUGGCUCUGGCUCUGUAUUUUGAAAGCUUCGGUGUGUUACAUAUCACUGGCCUGGGUGUUGUUUGUCAUGCAAUGUCUGUAUGUUCUUUUCUCAGCGAAAGCUGAAAAAGAAAGAUCUUACUGUAGAACAAAUUUCUUUAUAAAUAAAGUUCAAGUAUAU
This is a messenger RNA of Xiphias gladius (swordfish), 1798 nucleotides long. Its product is annotated as proline-rich transmembrane protein 1-like. Bases 237 to 758 code for a protein of 173 amino acids. The transcript has 4 exons. The record is from RefSeq and is a predicted model, not a curated record. Gene Ontology annotation, cellular component: membrane. NCBI's taxonomy places the organism in Eukaryota, Metazoa, Chordata, Actinopteri, Istiophoriformes, Xiphiidae.